Molecule: messenger RNA, 1676 nt
Organism: Anopheles maculipalpis
Lineage: Eukaryota; Metazoa; Arthropoda; Insecta; Diptera; Culicidae
Product: nicalin-1
Exons: 4
Coding region: 21-1676 (551 amino acids)
Biological process (GO): regulation of signal transduction
Cellular component (GO): endoplasmic reticulum membrane
Source: RefSeq, a predicted model, not a curated record
GACACUGAGGAGAGUAGAAGAUGUUCGAAGAAGCGGAUAACUUUGCGGAUCUGUUCCGCGGUGGACUGCCGUACUAUCUGCUGAUUACGCUGCCGAUUUUGAUCAUUUGCUCGUCGAAUCCGGUGCUGGCUGCGAGCGAGUUUAGCGUUCAGCGGAUGUCACAGUACGACGUUCAUGGGGCCGCGUACGGGUGCCGUGCAUCGGCGUUAAAUUUGGAAGCCAAAUCAUUGUACACAUGGCAAACGUCCCGGCAUUGUGUGUUGACCCGGUUGCAGGACAUGACCAUCGACCAUUUCCGGGAAAUUCGCGCUAAGGCCGGUGGUCUUGUGGUGCUGCUGCCGGAAGAUACGGCCGCACUAAGCUUGGAGGACAAGCAGCACAUUCACCUGCUUGAGCAGGCAAUGAUGGUGCAGGAUGUCCCCAUUCCGGUGUACUUCUCCAAGUACGAUCCCAAACUGAAUGGCAUCAUCGAUGAAGUAACACGUACCACCGUGCGCAAUCAAAAGCAGAGCACACAGAAACGUGAAUCCGCGUUUAGCGAAAUAUUCGGUUCGAUAUCCGCCAACGGGUACCAGAUAGUGGUGUCCGGUGCGUCCCAUGCUGCCAACAAACAGUCCAAGAUACCGAUCAUUCAGGGUGAGCUGGCACCGCUCAAGCCCGGAAAAGCGUUGGACGGUGACAAUAAGCUGCCGCUAAUCAUUGUAACGGCCCAUCUCGAUACGUUCGGCUUGACAAACUCCCGGCAGAGCAAUGCGGAUGUGGCCGUACUGUUAACGUUGGUCGAACUGUUUAGCAAGCUGCACGCGAGUAUUCCCAAGUAUCGGCUCAUAUUUCUGGUUUCCGAAUCGGGCCUACUGCUCAACUUCCAAGGCAUGAAGAAGUGGCUCGAUUCGAAUUUGGACGAAAAUGUGCAGAUACAGCAUGCGGAAUUUGUCGUUUGUCUCGACACGGUCGGCAAGCUGCUGGCGAACGAAAACAUCUAUAUGCACGUAUCGAAACCUCCCAAGGAGGGUUCGGCGAUGAACGGGUUCUACAAAACACUACGUACCGUUGCCCAGAGGUAUGGCAAUGUUAGUGUCGAGGGUGUGCACAAGAAGAUCAAUCUGGCGGACACAUUGCUCGCCUGGGAACAUGAACGGUUCAGUAUGAAGCGCAUGCCAGCCUUUACCCUUUCAAAUGUGAAGAGCCAUAAAGACCCAAUGCGAAACACCAUCUUCGAGGACGACACCGUGGAGGAGCAGCUGGACGCACUGGAACGGAAUGUAAAAAUUAUCGCCGAAUCACUAGCCAGCCACAUCUACAACGUGCCCGCGGAAGAUGGUGCGGCGGGAGAAAUAUUUACCGGCUCGAUGGCCAUCAGCCGGGAGCAGAUCAAGCCCUGGUUGCACAUUCGGUCGACGCAGCAGAACAACGAUCUGAAGUAUGCGUUCGAAAAGUAUCUGCGCAAUGUGAAGGUAACGUACGAGAAGCCGGAUGCUCGCGAACCGGACUUCAUGCUGUACGACGAUCGGGAUGCGCUGCUUAACAUCUACAACGUGAAGCCGGCUAUUUUCGACCUGUUCCUUACGUUUAUGAUUGCCGCCUACCUGACGGCGGUGUACUUUGCCAUCUUCCACUUUUCGAGGCUGUACGGUUUCGUGUGUCGUAUGACGGUAGCUAAAACCAAAGUAAACUAA